UAGUUAGGUGAUAUUUUUCACUGGGCUUAUUUGACAAUUGGCACGCGGCUUCGGGGAAAAAUGCUAGGCGGCAGAAAAUACUGCAAUUGGACGCUGUUUUAAGCAUAGUUAAUUUUCCGGUGUAUGUUCAAUCGAAACUUACCCGCAGCGGUGUGAAGUGUUUAUCGUAAGGAAAAUAGAAACUAGAAUAUAGCGCGUGGUGCGGAAUAAGUUGUAAUAGCAAACUGUACGAAAUAGAGCUUCGUUGAAAAGGCGAAGAAUUGCGGCAGUUUCCGUAUGAAAUUCGAUGCUGUCUGCUUGAGGUGAUGGUUUUGCCAACGUAUUAAUAAGAAGCAUUGUGUGCUUGGCUUAACAGGCCGCUAAAUAUGGCGGACGGGAGACGAGAUCCACCGCCGUAUGGGCGGGAUCGAGUACGCGGUUCGAUAGGAUCUAACUCACCGUACGAGGCUGGUCGUGGUGGUGGUCAUCCGCCCUCCCGAGGAGGUUAUCCACCCCAGGGGGCAACAUAUCAUACGCAAGAGCGGCGCCCGGCAUGGCGCAAUCCAUCUCCCGGUCCAAGCGAUGGGCCACCGGGACCAAGCACUUCCGCUGCUGUAUCAACGCCGGCAUUCAGUACAAACGUUCACGAACCACCACCCCAACCAGCGGCAAGUACCAGUGGUUUGCCAUUGAGCCGCCAACAUCGACCAAGCGGCCGGGGACGCCGUCCGCUAGCAGAUACACUGCGUACCCGUGGACCCGAUGCACCUUCCAAACAUGGCACCACCGGACAGCCGUUGUUGCUACAAUCGAACUACUUCAAGCUGCUGAAGCGCGUCGAAUGGACACUGUACCACUAUCAGGUAGAAUUUGUCCCCCCGUGUCCCAGUCCACGGCUGACGCAGUCGCUCGUUAACGAACACAAAAAGCUUCUGGGCGGCUUUGUGUUUGACGGCAUUCAACUCUUUACUGCCUGUAAAUUGUCCAGCGAUGAGCUAGUGUUGCACUCGCAGCACGACCGCACCGGGGAUAAGUACGAACUGCACAUUCAACGUGUCGCCGUCGUGGACAUGACGGACGAAACUGGCCUCCAAGUGUUGAAUCUAAUCCUUCGUCGCGCCAUGAAUGGGUUGAAUCUGCAGCUGGUCGGUCGCAAUCUAUAUGAUGCGGCUGCCAAGAUUCCGAUCCGUGAGUACCACAUCGAACUAUGGCCCGGCUAUAUGACAAGCAUCCGGCAGCACGAAAACGACGUGCUGGUGUGUUGCGAAAUUGCUCACAAAACGAUGCGCAUGCAAACGUGUUACGAUAUUUUGCGCGAAUGUCAGCGGCAUGAUCGUAACUUCAAGGAUGCGUUUAGACGGGCCGUCCUCGGAUGCGUGGUGCUGACCGGUUACAACAACAAAACGUACACCAUCCACGAUGUGACGUUCGAAACGACACCGGAAAGCACGUUCGAUACGAAAAAUGGCAAGAUUUCGUUCCUGGAUUACUAUAAAAACAAAUACAAUCUGCGCAUUCGUGACGCAUACCAGCCUAUGUUGCUUUCACGCGCGAAAAAGAAGGACACACGAUCGGGCGACAGCGAACUGAUGGCACUCGUUCCAGAGCUUUGCCAAAUGACUGGUCUUACGGAUUCCAUGCGUUCGGAUUUCAAAAUGAUGCGAGCGAUGGCAGACCACACGCGUUUGAAUCCGGAUCGACGUAUCGAGCGCUUGGAAACGUUCAAUCGACGCCUGCAAACCUCACCCGAAAGCCAGGAAGUGUUGAAAGUUUGGCAGAUGGAACUCGACCGUCGUCUCGUCGAGCUACCCGGACGAUUGCUUCCACAAGAGAUGAUAUUCUUUUCCACUACCUCAAAUGGUGUACAGGCAGGCGAGAACGCCGACUGGACAGCACACUUCCGCGACAAUCCAAUGUUUGCGACGGUGCGGCUGAGUCGCUGGUAUCUUGUUGUGCCUGGCCGGUGUCAGCGUGAAGCGGCCGAUUUCCUAAACUGCAUGAUUACGGCAGCGCGUGGCAUGCGGUUCGAAAUCAGCAACUGCGAAAUGGUCCCGAUGCCAGACGACAAUCCGGGCACGUACAUACGCACAUUAGACGCCAUCAUUAACAAAGACCCGCAGAUGAUCAUGUGCGUUGUGUCGAACAACAAAUCCGACCGGUACACCGCCAUCAAGAAGAAGUGUUGCGUUGAUCGUGCAAUCCCGACGCAGGUGAUGGUGCAGAAGACGAUCACGCCAAAGAGUGGCAACGUGCGCACGUUAAUGUCCGUUGCCACGAAGGUGGUCAUACAGAUGAACUGCAAGCUGGGCGGCGUACCGUGGAAGGUGAAGAUUCCGCUGAACGGUUUGAUGACGAUCGGGUUCGACGUGUGCCACGAUUCGAAGGAUAAAAGCAAAUCGUUCGGUGCGAUGGUGGCGACACUCGAUCACGAUAACCGCGGUACGCCCAAGUUCUUCUCCACCGUAAGCCACCAUUCGAAUGGGGAGGAAAUAUCCAACUACUUGCCAUUGAACACGGUCAAAGCGCUGAACGAGUAUCGGCGUGAGUUUGGUGAGUUACCGAAGCGUAUUAUCUUCUACCGUGAUGGUGUUAGCGAUGGGCAGCUGCAGUACAUCUACGAUCACGAGGUACGCUCGCUGGUAGAGAAGCUAGGCCAAAUAUACAAAUCGGCCGGCAUCGAGCAGGAGGUGCUGCUGACAUUCUUCAUCGUUAACAAGCGCAUCAACACGCGAUUCUUUGACCAUCGGCUUAAUCCACGCCCUGGUACGGUGGUCGACAAUGUGGUGACGCUUCCUCAACGUACCGAUUUCUACCUCGUGUCACAGUCGGUAAAACAAGGCACCGUUUCGCCUACUGCGUACAACGUCAUCUACGACACGUCCGGGUUGAAGAUUGACCAUCUGCAGAUGCUGUCGUACAAACAGUGCCACCUCUACUAUAAUUGGUCCGGUACAACCCGCGUACCGGCCGUGUGCCAGUACGCGCACAAACUUUCUUUUCUAGUAGGCCAAUACCUGCACCAGUCGCCUAGCAAUAUGCUUGAAAAAAAAUUAUACUUCCUGUAGCGAGAAGGUCAUUUUCUCAUCCAAAUGCGAAUGGAUGGUUUCUUUCUUUUGCUUUCCAUUUUUACCUUUGUCAUCAACACAUUCAACCUGCAAAUUACUUUUUGUAUGCGAAGAAAUAGCGCAUACUAGUAUGAACUCAUGCAAAAUGGUAUAUUAAUUUGCGUUAACGAACGUAUUUUGCUAUUUUUUUUUACAUGUCGAAAACAAAUCUUAUUGCAAUGGAACUAUUAUGUUAAGAAUCAAAAAUGUGUAGCACAUGUACAGAAGAAAUGUUGUGAGACAGCUCGAUAGAAUAAAAUCGAAUAACGAAGAAAGAUAGUUAGAAUUAGUUUCUUUGCUCAACGACCCUGUCCCCGCGAGAAGGGGAAAUGGGAAAAGGACACUAGAAGCAAUCGUGCAAAAUGAGAAAUACUCUUAAGAGAGAUGUAUUAACGAAUUACGAUAUAUUUUUUUUCGCUUCUUGAAUUGUUUUCUUACCUUUAUUUUUUGUUUUCCUUUAUCGUUUAACAAUUGCUUUUUAUUGGCGCAAAAUGUAGUGUAUAUUUUCCUAAAUUGUUGCAAACUCUUUCUUUCUAAUGCUACUGAUGGACAGCUAAUAGGCCAACCUACCAUUUAAUAGAAGCAACUCUUUUAUAUCAGGUGUACGGGGUGCCGGGUGCAUAAUGUCCCCGAUUAACGAGUACUGUAAAACAAAAUUUCGAACAAUGAAGAAACCCUGCUGGAACUGAAAAUCAAA
Molecule: messenger RNA, 3780 nt
Organism: Anopheles funestus (African malaria mosquito)
Lineage: Eukaryota; Metazoa; Arthropoda; Insecta; Diptera; Culicidae
Gene: aub
Product: protein aubergine
Exons: 6
Coding region: 366-3044 (892 amino acids)
Biological process (GO): regulatory ncRNA-mediated gene silencing
Cellular component (GO): P granule
Molecular function (GO): protein binding; piRNA binding
Source: RefSeq, a predicted model, not a curated record